Messenger RNA from Hypomesus transpacificus, 1148 nucleotides. It is a transcript of the gene tmem260, whose product is annotated as transmembrane protein 260. The coding region runs from base 466 to 798 and encodes 110 amino acids. NCBI's taxonomy places the organism in Eukaryota, Metazoa, Chordata, Actinopteri, Osmeriformes, Osmeridae. The transcript has 3 exons. The record is from RefSeq and is a predicted model, not a curated record.
UCAUGUUGCAUUUGCGAAAACCGCAUUAAUUCAACAUCUGUCAGCUAGCUAGCACUGCUAGGUAGUUGUAACUGUUAAGUAAAACAAUAUAUAACUAGCAACAACAGGCACUGCUACCGCAGCAUGAAGAGAAACGCAGUUACGGGACUAUUCCGAACAAUUUGACUGCGUUCCGACCAUGUUCUAGGUUUCAGCCAGGAUAUAGCUCUGCCUGGUUUGUGCCAUAAUUAGAGAUAGCUAGUUAGCUGAUGUGAAUAUCUUGCCGGGUUAAUGUUACCUGAUCCUGCAGCUACUACUAGCCAGCCAAUGUUACCAAGCUAACGUUAGCUAGCAAAAAAACGGCCCUUUAGUUGUCAUUAAGUUAAGCUGGCAGCAAGCUAGAUAACAAGUAGACCACUACUUUUCCCGCGGGUUGUCAUCAUUUAGCUAACGUUAGCUUGGCUAUGUGUGUAGCAUUUGCAAUGAAUGAAUGAAGUUGUUUCACUCUACCAAGCUACUACAAUGUCGUCGAUCCAGAGAAGCGAAUGGAUACUGACAGGCGCCACUGUUGCCGGUGUUGCGGCUCUGUACCUGCCCUGCGUGCAGAGGGCUGUCCCUGGCGGAGACUCAGGAGAGCUGAUCACCGCUGCAUGUGAGCUGGGGGUGGCCCACCCUCCAGGCUACCCUCUCUUCACCCUGCUGAGCCGCCUGGCCCUGGCCCUGCUACCUUCCCUGUCUCCUGCCCACGCUGCCAACCUGCUCAGCGCCCUGAUGGGGGCGGGGGCCAGCGGGGCCCUCUGCUACACCGUCUGCAGGUAGGGCCCACCCAGGGAAGUGGACUCUCUCGUUCCUCCCUGUCUGUCACCACUCUGAUUCUGUUGUUGUUUCUGGUUUUGCUGUUGUUGUGUGGCCUAGCUAUGUAGGCUAACUCACUCAACUAAUUAUGGAUGGAGGAAGUUGACAGCAAAUUGCUAAAUUAACGACUGAAACAAUGGAAUGCCCAGGGAAAUAGGCGUCUUUCUAAUCCCUUAACAUUGUCCUACCACCAUUCUGCAUCUCCCCGCUGAAAACGUCUGGUAGUGUGUUUGUGGGUCUUGACUGACAGUGUCCUGUCUGAUCCUCUGUUCAGUAUUCAGCAGCAGAACUGCUACCCUCUCUUCCACCACAAA